GCAGGAGUCGAUUUAUUUCGCAAUGGUUUAUCUAAAGACCUUCACGGUGGUUCUUCUCUUGGCCCUGGCAACAGCGUCGUCAGCACAACGAAGUUCCAGUCGGCCAAGAAGCAGUCAGAACGAACGAAGUCGCAAUAAUAACCCCGACCCGUCGUCAUCGUCGUUCCCAGUCGUCGACACGUCGAUCGCCGGCGGCACUGGCACCGCAGUGGCCGCCACCGCCGUCGGCACGGGCCAAGGCCGCGUCGACACCAACAGCAUUCAGCAACAGUUCCUCUUCCGGGGCGGCCAAGUCGGUGGAAACGGCGUCCGGCGACGUCAACAACUCGGAAGACGCGAGCAACAAUUGGUCAGCGGCGCCGGGUCGGGUUCGGGCUCGGGUUCCGGGGUCGGGUCUGGAUCCGGAUCUGGUUCAGGGAUCAACCCAAAGAGAAUGAUCGCCUUCAGGUCAUUUGGAGGUGGACGCCGUCGGCCGCAAUCAGAACGGCUGUCUUCUUCCAGGGGCUCAGAAUCCAGAAGACGCGAGCUCAAUGGUUUCAACCCUGUUGGCAAUGGGUUCCAAGCCCAUUUCAAAAUGCCCCCUGCCAACAUUAGAGGGCAAGGCAUUGAGCCAUUGAGUGAAGACCAAGAUGACAUUUCCACAUCAGUCUUGCCAUAA
Messenger RNA from Notodromas monacha, 658 nucleotides. The record is from the annotation of a GenBank genome assembly. NCBI's taxonomy places the organism in Eukaryota, Metazoa, Arthropoda, Ostracoda, Podocopida, Cyprididae.